AUGGCUCAGAUUUCACUAUCAAUAAAAGGUAGAAUUUUUAAUGUAAGUAAAGAUAUACUCUGUGAAUAUAGCGAUUACUUUCGGGCUAUGUUUAGUGGGAACUAUGUGGAAACCAAACAACAAGAAAUUAAAAUAGAUACCCUAGAGCCGGACACGAUGGAACUAAUUUUAAAAUAUAUGCAAAUGGGUUUAAUUGAUCUUUCCGAUCACUCUUUAACGACUAUAGGCGAGAUUGCAAUCGCAGCCAGCUUUCUUCAGAUUACUGAGCUGAUAAAGCAAAUUGAAUACAUAUUGGACCUUCAAAUUUCAGUAUCAAAUUGGAUACAAAUAAUGUCAAUAUCUGAACAAUGUUCUUAUGCCAAGAUAGAAAAGCUAGCAAUUGUGCAUGGACUUUUAUCAUUUCAAAAUAUGAAACCUGAGUAUGUUCCCUCUAUACAUGUACUAGCUUGGUAUUUGUCUCAUCCAUUUUUGGACUCUGAAAGUGAAGGAGCAAUUUUUAAAUUUGGAUAUGAAUGGUUACUUCAUCAUGAAACUGGUGCAGAUGCUUUGUUAAUAAUUUUAGGAUGUUUGGAUAUCAAAAGAAUUACCCCAACAGAGCUAAAAGAAAUCAAGAAACUGGUAAAGGAAUAUGAGAAUAGCUUGGCUGCCAAAGUUGUUGAUUGCUUGUAUGAUUUAUUUGACAAAAACUGGGAAUUGACAUGCAAGAGCUUGCAGGAUCAUAAGACUAUAAUUUGUCAGAACUUUACAGAACGUGUCUAUAAUGAAGUACUGAAUAACAUAAGAAAUAGCUCAGUUCGUAAGCUGUUGUACACUCCCGUAAUACCUAUUUGGAUAUUAAAAGACACAAAACCAGAGUUCUUACCACAUUAUCUGUUCUCUUUCACCCAUGAGAAUAAAUUUCAACAAUGGUUGGAGGUGGCUGAGAAGAAUCUAUGGGGUUGGAGUAUUGUGUCUUGGGGUCCAAGUAAAAUAGUUCUUGUUUGUGGUGAGCAUGGACGAGGCACAGGGAUAUAUAUGAGAGAUGUAAAAGUGUAUGACACUUUGAGAAAGGACUGGAUAUGGCAUGGAGUUCAUCUUCCUCAUAGAAGACAUGCCGGUUGUGCUGUGAUAGAGGAUUCUUUAUAUAUGAUUGGAGGAGUAGGUGCGUUUAGGGUAGUUUUGGACACAGCAGUGAUAUAUGACUUAAAACAGAGAUCAUUUAGGAAAAUAGCUAAAUUCCCAGACUCCAUACAGAAUCCAGCCGUAUGCUCACAUGACAAUAGUAUUUAUGCAGCUGGACAUAAAAAUAUUUACCAAUAUGAAGACCAGGGUGAUAGAAGGGAUCAAUGGAAAACUGUAAUAAGUACCGAGAUAAGAAUGAGCUGUAUGAGGUCCUAUAGAAAAUAUAUAUAUUGUAUACAAAGUUAUUUUAGCAAUUUAUAUAGAUUCAGGCCAGGCAUAGAUAAAAAGCUGGAAUUAAUUACUUGUUUUUCAAGCCCCCCAUCUACUAUGUGCAAUAUGCGUGACAAUCUAGUCGUUUUUACAAGAACUGUGUCCGAUGUAACGUCGGUUGAGGUUUUAAAGGGAGAUACUAAAGAUGAAAAGCCAAAAGUGAUAUACACAGAGAGAGAUACAACGAUAAGAGUGAAUGAAGUCGCUGGUUCCUGUGUCGUUGUUCUUGAAUCUCCUCCAACGGAAUGGGAAGUUUCUCAAUACGUCAGGAGUUAUUUACAACAUUAUAAUGAAUAA
Messenger RNA from Pieris macdunnoughi, 1728 nucleotides. The record is from the annotation of a GenBank genome assembly. Lineage: Eukaryota; Metazoa; Arthropoda; Insecta; Lepidoptera; Pieridae.